Messenger RNA from Lingula anatina, 825 nucleotides. RefSeq names its product LYR motif-containing protein 4. Gene Ontology annotation, cellular component: mitochondrion; L-cysteine desulfurase complex. Gene Ontology annotation, biological process: iron-sulfur cluster assembly. Lineage: Eukaryota; Metazoa; Brachiopoda; Lingulata; Lingulida; Lingulidae. The record is from RefSeq and is a predicted model, not a curated record.
AUGUCAUCAGUUUUGGAGUAUAGUAGAAUGGAGACGAGACGCAUGGUUUUAGGAUUGUAUAAGCAAUUAUUGCGUGAAAGUGCGAAAUUCCCAGCUUACAAUUACAGGCUGUAUGCACUGAGGAGGACCAAGGAUGCAUUCAAAGACAAUAAAACGGAGACAAACCCAGAAAAAAUACAGGAACUUAUUGGGAAAGCUCAGAAAAAUUUAGAAAUAAUUAAAAGACAGGUUACCAUUGAAAGACUGUACACAGAUACGAAACUUGUGAUAGAAAAGCCGAAACCUUCCAGUCAUGGUUCUCAGAGCUGACAGUGCCAUCUAGUGGUGACCUUUGACAUGUACUUGUGGCCAGUAUGAUUGUACAGCAGAGCAGCGACGGCAACAGUUGGGGGGGGGAUGACAUCUUCCAGAAUGUGACUGAAAUACUCCCAAAAACUGAUAAGAAAUCUUUGAAAAUAAUUUAUCAGACAGAGGAGUCUGUACAAACUCUACAGGAAGGUGUAUAAAUAUCUCGCAGCUAUUUAAUGGUCUCAGUGCUUUUGAGACCUUGUAAAAAAUAGUUCUUUUAGUAAAGACACUUUUUCUGGGAAAUUCUCCUAACAGGGGAUGACCUGAUGACCUUGCUAAUAGCACAAUGAAAUGUUUGAAGGUGAAAACUGUGAAGUUGUUUACAGGGCAUUUGUGAUUACACCUUGCAAAUAUAUCACACAAGUAACAAAACAUUGAACUUAUGUUUGUUGAUGUUUUUUAUUUGCAUUUUCUUGUAGGAUCUUCCUUUGCACGACGAUCAAAUAGUUGUGUAUAAUAAAUAGCAAUUGAAUUUGA